AUCAAGGCCUGAAUACGAGCGCUCGGAGGGGAGUCUCAAUCAAAUGCUUGGCUGCCGGGCUCAUGUCGCUGGAAUCUCGCGAUUAAUGAGCAGGCGCAGCCUCUUGGCCACGCUGCAAGCCUGAAACCAGCGCGGCAAUUCUAUGUAUCGCGUGCGACCAAGAUCGCAAACCAGCCUGCAGAUGCUCUUCUCAGUCACUUCAACAUGGAACUCGCUUGAAGGCCAAGACGACUAAUGCACAUCGGCAUCGCAUCGAGUCGCGGACUCCGGCGGAUGCGAGGUUUGCAGAAGCGUUGUUCGAGUUUUGCGCGGUCUGCAUCUGAUCGACAGCACCACGGAAGCUGCCACGCUACGCCGUUGGAACAUGCCGUCGUCUACGCAGGUGCUGUGUGGUGUUCUACGCUCGGCGAGAUUGUGGGAGAGGCGGUUGCAACAGGAAGUGGCCAAGAGCUCGUGGGUGCUUGCUCUGGUCUCCGCUCAGCCGUUGUUGACCGUGCGUUCGAGGCGUGGGCGGCCAUCCCAUGAGAGGAAGGGUGGUGUGAUAGCGCAACUGAGUGAUCGCAAUGGGGGACUAUCA
Messenger RNA from Tilletiaria anomala UBC 951, 577 nucleotides. RefSeq lists its product as uncharacterized. Bases 235 to 525 code for a protein of 96 amino acids. The transcript has 3 exons. NCBI's taxonomy places the organism in Eukaryota, Fungi, Basidiomycota, Exobasidiomycetes, Georgefischeriales, Tilletiariaceae. The record is from RefSeq and is a predicted model, not a curated record.